GUGCUUUAGAUCGUGGAUGGAAAUCCGAACAAAUUCUGCCAAAAUUAUCCAACGGGUCGUUAUUCCAUGGCUUUUUCGAUCAAAUGGGCCAUUCGCGAAAAAAGCUUCGAACCAAUAUUACUGUUUAG
Molecule: messenger RNA, 128 nt
Organism: Acaulospora morrowiae
Lineage: Eukaryota; Fungi; Glomeromycota; Glomeromycetes; Diversisporales; Acaulosporaceae
Source: the annotation of a GenBank genome assembly